AUGGAUAGCAGCAUUUUACGAGAUGGAAGAGAGAAUAUCUACGAUGAUGGAAUUGAAAACUAUCAAUAUUUCCAAAUUGAUCCAGUUUUGGGAACAAAUUAUGGAUUUGGUAAUCGUGUGAAAAUGGAAGUGGCAUGUAAUGAAAAAAAUGUUCAUUUAUCUGCAGGUUAUGUUCAUAUAUUAGGUUCGAUAACGAAGAGAGAUGGAAGUGUAAUUGAUACUAACACACAGCUAGAUAAUGGGUUUACAUUUAAUUUGUUUUCUGAAGCAAGCUUAAAAUUUAAUAGUAAAGUUAUUGAUCAUGUAUAUAAUCCUGGAAUUAUAUGUCCAGUAAAAGCAUACGCAUUGGGAACGCCUGGAAAUGAACCGGAGAGACGAAGUAUUGGUCUCGUAGAUGCGCAUUUACAUUCUCCACAGUUUCACAUAGCUAUUCCUUUACGUUACUUUUUCGGAUUAUGUGAUGACUAUAAUCAAAUAAUAAUUGUUAAUUCACUAGAAUUUGCAUUUGUGAGAAGUACUUCGGAUGAUAGAUGUAUUUACUCUUCAGCCCCUGGAGAGGAUGCUAUUAAUGCAAAAAUAAACAUAUCAAAAAUGUAUAUCAAACUUCCAUUCGUACAACCAUCGAACAAAGAAUUAGCUAAACUUCUCACUAUCACUAAUCAAAACAAGGUUAUCAAAUUAGCAUUUCGACAGUGGAAUGUGACAGUUAUCUGGUAUUUCAAGCACGUUGCGUCAUGCUCUUCAAGUUUGCACAACAUCACUCUUAGAGACUCCUAG
Messenger RNA from Gryllus bimaculatus (two-spotted cricket), 777 nucleotides. The record is from the annotation of a GenBank genome assembly. Lineage: Eukaryota; Metazoa; Arthropoda; Insecta; Orthoptera; Gryllidae.